Molecule: messenger RNA, 792 nt
Organism: Oldenlandia corymbosa var. corymbosa
Lineage: Eukaryota; Viridiplantae; Streptophyta; Magnoliopsida; Gentianales; Rubiaceae
Source: the annotation of a GenBank genome assembly
AUGGAGUUCACAAAACUUCGGAUUAGUCCACUUCUUGUGGGGUUUUUGUUUGUGUGUUCAGUGGCGUUAGUUCAUGGUUGGGGAAAUGAUGGACAUCUCUCAGUUUGUCGACUUGCUCAGCCGCGAUUGAGCGAGGCGGCUGCGAAUGCUGUGAAGGAUCUUUUGCCAGCAUAUGCAGAAGAUGAUUUAGGGAGUUUGUGUUCAUGGGCUGAUAGAGUCAAGUUUCGGAGGCCAUGGUCAUCCCCACUUCACUACAUUGAUACCCCUGAUGAUCUCUGCACUUAUCAGUACACCAGGGACUGCAAGGAUGCAGAUGGAAUAAAAGACAGAUGUGUUGUAGGGGCAAUCAACAAUUACACCACCCAGCUCCUGACUUACGGACAAGAAUCUGCUUCUCAAUAUAAUCUUACUGAGGCAUUGCUGUUUCUGUCUCAUUUUAUGGGUGACAUUCAUCAGCCCCUGCAUGUUUGGGACAAUAACAUCAUCGAUACUGCUGAAGAAAGAUACGAUGACUCUGAUGUGACCGAGCUAAUUGAUGCAAUCCAAACCAACAUAACAGCAACUGUAAAUAGAGUAAAGACAUGGGAAGGCUGCACCACUGGCAAUCCUCCAUGCCCAGAUGUAUAUGCGACUGAAAGUAUUAAAGCUGCAUGUAAUUUUGCCUAUAAAGGUGUCACUGAGGAAUCAGUACUGGAAGAUCCCUAUUUUCUGACUCGUGUACCGAUAGUCUAUUUGCGGCUAGCUCAAGGUGGAGUUCGUCUUGCAGCUACACUGAACAGUAUAUUUGGAUGA